Molecule: messenger RNA, 3451 nt
Organism: Protobothrops mucrosquamatus (brown spotted pit viper)
Lineage: Eukaryota; Metazoa; Chordata; Lepidosauria; Squamata; Viperidae
Gene: NINL
Product: ninein like
Exons: 22
Coding region: 46-3279 (1077 amino acids)
Biological process (GO): microtubule anchoring at centrosome
Cellular component (GO): centrosome
Molecular function (GO): calcium ion binding
Source: RefSeq, a predicted model, not a curated record
CAAAGAGGCUGGGAGCGCAGCGGAUUGUGUGCUAUAUACUAUGGGAUGGGUGAGGAAGAGAACAGAUAUACCUCUCAGCUCAAGGAUGUGUAUGACAGCUGUGAUGCUACAGGCACUGGGUAUUUGGACAAGGAGGAGCUGACUGAGCUGUGCCACAAACUACAUCUGGAAGGAGAGCUCCCCUUACUUCUGGAAACACUUUUGGGAAAUAAUCAGUUUACCCGAGUUAAUUUUGAAGAGUUUAAGGAAGGUUUUGUGACCAUAUUGUCUUCAACUAUCAAUCUUGGCCUUUCAGAUGAUGAGAGCAGCUAUCUGGAACCAGUUAUUCCAGAUGGAACUGAGCCCAAGUACAUCACUGAGGCCAAAGGGUAUGGCUGCCGGACAAGGCCAGAACUUGAAAGUGCCAUAUUGGAAACCCCCAAAUAUUUACAAGAGGAGCAGAGAAAUACAAAUGUAAAAAGUCAGCUGAGACGUUCAACUUCUUUGGAGAGUGUGGAGAGUCUCAAAUCAGAUGAAGAGGCUGAAAAUUCAAAAGAAGAGCAGCAGCAGAUGUUCGAAGGCCAAGGUCAAUUGUGUACCUGGGAUGAUAACCUCAUUGACAAUCCUAGAGAAGUGUCCACCUUGUGUUUGAACAUAACUGAGAAUCAGAUUAGGGUUACUUGUGAAGAUCUUGGCAUUGGAAAUAAUGGAUAUCUCAACAAACAAGAGCUGUAUGCUGUGUGUAAGAACAUUGGACUCAAGGAGAUGGAAAAAGAGGAACUUGAAGAAUUAUUUUACAAGUUGGAUAGUGAUGGAGAUGGCAGAGUAAGCUUAAAGGAAUUCCAGCAUGGCUUAUUCAGCCAUAUCUGCAUUCCUUGUCCUUUUUCUUCCACACCACUUAAAUCAAAAAGGCAAAGAUCACACCCUAAUCAGAUUUUGAAAGACAAUGGACAACAAACCACAACUCCAUCUUUUUUAUCUAACUCAGCGGCUUUGAAUCUUUUCUCCAGCAUUAACGAUGGCAGUGGUUUUGCAAGUGUGGAGCAAGUUGUCUCCAUCUGGGCCUGGGAAGGGGUUGAAAACUGCAAAGAGAUUUUUAAGAGUCUUGAUUUUAAUGUGGAGGAACGAGUAAACCUUCUAGAGCUCUCUAUGAUCCUUGAUGAUGAAUUAAUUGCUUCCAAGAAUGGACUUCAGCAGGCAGCUGUUGCCUCUUAUAAGCAUGAACUUCAUCAUCUACAAACACAACUGGAACGGAUUUUCAGUGAGAGAAAUAAAGCAAGAGCUGAUCUGGAAAAGACUAAAAAGAGAAAUUGGCAGCUUUUUAAGGAAGUAGAUGAUAAUCAUAGUGCUCUGGAGCAUCACAAUGAGAGUAAACUCAGAGCUCUUGAGCGAGAUUUCAAAGGGAAACUAAUGGCAAUAAAAUCUGAAGUCAAGAUGGAACAGGAAUUGCUCAUGCAACAAAUGCACCAUCAGAGAACCAGGUUAGAAGCAGAUUUCAGGUACCUUCAAGAGGAGGACUGUAUCCUAAGGAAGAAGCUGACUUUGAUGAUCAAGGAAAAUAGUCGCUUACAGAAUGAAGUUGCUGAAGUGGUUCAAAAACUGAGUGAAUCUGAAAAUCAAGUUCUGAAACUUCAAAGAGAUCUUAAUUUUAUUUUGAAAGACAAGGUGGGAUUACUGGAUCCAUACAGUACAGAGCUAUUUGAUCAAGAAGCACGCUUUGCUGAAAUCAUUCAGGAGUAUGAACUGCAAUGUCGGGAACUGCAUGACAAGAAUGAUGAGCUGCAGAUGGAGGUGGAAAAACUGAGAUCCCUGCUGCUGCAUGCAAAGAAGGCUAACCUAGCAUGCUGCAAAAUGAAGACCGCCAACACUGGAGAAAGGCCCUUGCCUGGAAAUGAAAAAGCUAACAUUAGAGACAACAUUGAAAAGGAUGAUCAUUUUCUUGGAUACCAGCACCUACCAACCACAGGCCAAAAUGAUGACACUUUCAUAUCAUCUGAACCCUAUUCAGUAAAUAUAGAAACAGAACUUCUGGUGGAAGAGUUAAAAGAACAGAAUCAAACUAUGAAAACAGAGCUAGAAACUAAGGUCAAUUACUAUGAAUGGGAAAUAGAACUAUUAAAAAAUAAUUUUGAGAAAGAAAGGAAGGACAUUGAGCAAAGUUUCAAGAUCAAGAUUAGUGAAUUGGAAGAACAAAAGAAUGCCUUGGAAGAACUGAAUGUGAAAUGCCAGGAAGUGAUUGAUGGUUUGAAAAGCCAAGUUCAGAAGCUGGAUCCUAUCCAAGAAAUGAAGAGAUUUGAGAAGGAGAGGGCAGAAAUAGAGCAGUGCUAUGCUAAAGAAAUUUCAAACUUAGGCCAGAGGCUGGCCCAGGAAAGGGAAAGAUUGGAAGAUGACUUGAAGAUGAAGCAUGAAAUGGAGAUACAUUUUAUGAGAAAGCACAUUGAUGAAUUGAAAAUGGAAAAAGAGAAGAUGAUGUAUGAAAUAAAAGAAUCAAAUGACUUGAACAAAUGCUACAAAGAGGACAUCUUACAGCUGAACACUAGGACUGCUCAGCUAAACCAUGAAUUUGUUGAAUUAAGCAGCAAGAAUAAAGCCGGUCAGAAAACAAUCAAGAUACUGAAUCAGAGGUUUGUUGAAUUGGAGAGACAAAAAGAACAAGAAGCUAUGAUAAUAGCCAAGCAAUUUCGGGAGGCCUCUGCUGAGCUGAAAAAGGAGCAUUUUCAGCAAGAGUUGACAUGGCAAGGCGAAAAGGACAUGCUAGAUCAAGACCUGAAAUCAAUGAAGGAAAAGUUGUUAGAAGCUAACACCAGAUUAAACCAAGCUGAGUCUCAGCACGCCCAUGAAUUGCAACAACUAAAAACCCAGAUGGACAAUACAGUACCUAAAGAUCAUCUUGUUGAGCUUGAAACCAGAUUGGCAGAAGAACAGAAAACAGUCAGAAAGUUGCAAGGAGAUCUAGACUUACAGGCAGAACAAAUGAAAUGGCAACUGGCUAUUUAUCAAGAAGAAUAUGAAAACUCACAUAGAUUAAUGGAGGAGAAGUUGGGGGAGGUAGAAAUGAAUUUGAAGAAUACACAAAUGUUGCUUCAGGAGAAGAUGUCUCAACUUAAGGAACAAUUUGAAAAACAUGCCAAGUCUAAUCUAUUGCUGAAGGACCUGUAUGUGAAGAAUGCACAUCUGAUGAAAAUACUGCAAGUUACAGAACAGAUGCAGAAGAGCACAGAAAAUAGGAACUUAAUUCUAGAAGAAAAAAUUUCAUCCCUCAAUAAGCUAGUUGGAGAAAUCACAUUUGCAUCUCAAUGAAUUAUUCAUUUAAAUGAAUCAGUUUCCAUGAAGCUGUUUUAAGUGGCAACCAGUAGUAAAGACAUUAAUUGGUCAAGUUUGUUCUACAUAUUUCAGACUGAAUACAAAAAACUAUUCAUUUCUCAUGGACAGCACUCUAUGAGAUAUCCACCACUUCAGAAUAGGGAAAAUA